This is a messenger RNA of Alternaria metachromatica, 795 nucleotides long. RefSeq lists its product as uncharacterized. The coding region runs from base 1 to 795 and encodes 264 amino acids. The record is from RefSeq and is a predicted model, not a curated record. The transcript is spliced from 2 exons. Lineage: Eukaryota; Fungi; Ascomycota; Dothideomycetes; Pleosporales; Pleosporaceae.
AUGCUCCUCCCAUCCUUCCUGACACUAUCACUAUCCCUCAUCACCUACUCUCCCCUCGCCUCCGCCUCCGCCUCCUCCUCCCUCAGAAUCACCUCCUCCAACCACUCCUUCGGCGGUGUAAACUACCCCCAACUCCAAUUCCUCACCCCCACCCACCGCGACGCCACAAUCCGCGAAAUCAUCAAAAGCGGCGCCCGCGUAAUCCGGCUCUUCAUCCGCCCAGAUGCCCAACACCCAGAUCCCGAAGGCGAGAUAGGUGGCUUCGACAAGUCGCUGCUCGACCAAUUCGACGACACACUAGCAGCCAUCCACCAUUUGUCGAAAGGCCAGAUGAAAGUCAUCAUCGCACCGCACGACGCACAUGCGCUCCGGGGUACAAAUGAUGUGUCGUGUGACGCCUACUGCCAGAAACUCGAUGGUGCGUUUCUAGACUUUUAUAGUAAUGAAGAAUAUCGCGACUUGUAUAAACAGCGCCUAGAAGUCUUCUUCACACACUACCCCUCCAAGAACUUUGACGGACGGCCCUGGAGCACGCUCUCCGAAGUCAUCCUAGGUGUAGAUCUGCAAAACCAGCCUUUCUCCGGUAUCUCCCCUAUCCCCUCCGGCGAAUCCUGGCUCUGCGACAUCGCCUCCUAUCUAAAAUACAGCAUCAACCUCGACGCAUCCAACAUCGCCGUCAUCAGCGGCGGCGUCUCAGGCGCCCAGUCCAUUUCCGGGACUGAGAAUUUUCCGGAUAGCGUGUUUGACUGCGGGGCUAUUGAUGUGAUUGGCAUCCAUGGCUAUACUCCCACCUAA